Molecule: messenger RNA, 804 nt
Organism: Suillus plorans
Lineage: Eukaryota; Fungi; Basidiomycota; Agaricomycetes; Boletales; Suillaceae
Exons: 7
Molecular function (GO): GTP binding
Source: RefSeq, a predicted model, not a curated record
ACCACUCCCCCCAUGGAUCCCUCAAGGAUAAGAGAGAAAAUCGGUCGCUUUCGAAUCCUCGUCAUAGGAAGAGCGAACGCAGGGAAAACCACCAUCCUCGAGAGAGUUUGCAACACGCGGGACAACCCAGAAAUAUACAACACCGCCGGGGAAAAGAUCGAUCCUGCAGUUUUAAAGGCAUCUAAAGAGCGUGGAGAGCACAACAUCGAGAACGAAAUGGUUUUUCAAAGUAACCCAGGAUUCGUGUUCCACGACUCACGCGGGUUCGAGGCAGGCGGUGCAUCCGAAUUUGAGAUAGUCAAAGCAUUCAUCGCGAGCCGCUCGAAGGAAACCAGCAUGACAAAGCAACUGCAUGCCAUCUGGAAGGAAGGAAAAUCUUGGAAGGACGCUAAGGAACUGGCCCCGGAACACGCCGAAGAGUCAUUCGUUAACGGGCCACAAUUAAAGUUUUUCAAGGAAGUCCGAUGGCCUCCAAAAAGUCAUGUAUGCCUUCCUAACAUGGACAAGGAUGAUGCAGAUUGCGGAACACUUCUCGAACGCACGGCGGGAACUCUAGACAAUGAAGUGCUUCAGCAAUUGUUCGUCUCGACCCAGCAGACGAACUUAGAGAUCUGCAUGAAAUAUGCAGUUCAGAGAACACUCCCAAAACAUUUUGACUCUGCCGAGACAACAGCAUCUGAGGGUUAUCAGAGGCUAAUGGGGAUAUUGGGCAUCUGGUUUCCACACAUUAUAACAGUACGUGUGUCGAUCCUCGUUCGAGCAAGAGCCAUGCUGAUCCAAGUCGUUGCCCACCGUUCGCAGUUC